Messenger RNA from Mercenaria mercenaria, 1359 nucleotides. RefSeq names its product alpha-(1,3)-fucosyltransferase C-like. The transcript has a single exon. Gene Ontology annotation, cellular component: membrane. The coding region runs from base 139 to 1359 and encodes 406 amino acids. Gene Ontology annotation, molecular function: alpha-(1->3)-fucosyltransferase activity. NCBI's taxonomy places the organism in Eukaryota, Metazoa, Mollusca, Bivalvia, Venerida, Veneridae. The record is from RefSeq and is a predicted model, not a curated record.
CAAUCUGAGACAUUUUAUGACUUCUUAGAUUUGAUCAAAUAUAUUUAAUUUCACAAGAAGAUUUUCUCAACAUUCAUUUGAUACGAGUAGUAAGGAGAAAUACAGAUAUUUUACUCGCUGGAUUAUCUUAGCAAGAAAAUGGUAUCCAUGCGUGUUUUUAUUAAGGUAACGCAUCCGAUACGUUUACGUAAUGUUAUCACACUUUCUUUGUUCAUUAGUUUUAUCAUGUUAUGGACUUUUCACUUCCGUGUACAUAAACAGAAAACGUUAUUUAAAAGUCACACAUAUAAAAUAGGAUACGAGGUUCAAAGUAAUUUAGACAGCGGUGAAAUUAAUUCGAAAUUUAUAUUGUAUGAGACUAGAGUAUCAGGCGUUUCAACUAUGCUAUUAUCAGAUAAGAAGUUUCGGAUUUCAUGGGUAAAUAAACCAAGGUGGAUUAAUUUAGAUAAUGUAAAUAACUACCUGGAGAAUAAAUGUCCAUAUCCCAAUUGCAGGAUUACCUUAUCGCGUCAACAUUUGGAGAAAAUGAAUGCUCUAAUAUUUAGCACGGAUGCAAAACUUCAAGAUAACUUAACAUCGAUAGUAAAUAGGCGCAAUUCUAACCAGGUAUGGAUUUUUUUUCGAACAGAAGCGCCGCCUUUUGAAAAAAGGAAAUGGUAUACGGACACAAUUUGGCACAAAACGAUGAAUUGGUCAUGGAGUUACAGAAUUGAUUCUGACAUAUUUUUGCCGUAUGGCAAAUUGGCAAAACUUAAGACUGUACAAAAACGAGACUAUGGCGCUAUUUUCAAAAGAAAGACAAGAAUUGCUGCUUGGGUCGUUAGCCACUGCAAUACGAAAAGUCGGCGGGAAAAGUUUGUUACAAGACUUAUCAGUGCAGGUGUUCCUGUCGAUAUUUAUGGGAAGUGCUCCAAAAGUAAGCAGAGAUAUCAAUCUAGUGAUAUACAAGAGAUAAUAAAUAAGCAUUAUAAAUUUUACUUAUCUUUUGAAAACAGCAUUUGCAAAGAUUAUAUUACAGAAAAGUUUUUUCGAUAUUAUGAAAUGGAUACUGUGCUGAUCGUCAGAGGCGGGCUAAACUAUUCAAGAUUUUUAGACAAAUCAACUUUUAUUGACACGUCAUCAUUUGCAUCAAUUCAACAGUUAGCUGACUUUUUGCUUAAGGUUAAUAACAGUAUUGAGCUUUAUAGCCAAUAUCUAAGAAAUAAAGAUAAGUAUAAAACUGUCCUAAAUAUAGAUCAAUCCCUUUUUCAGUCAAGUUGUGAAUUAUGUGGAAAACUUAGUAAUGUGAAAAAAUUUCAUAACGUGUAUAACAGGCUUGAAGACUUCAUAGAUAAAGGAGCCUGUUUUCAAAUUAUCUAG